CCUCCUCUGUUACACCAACGGCGUCAGUCUAUACUGGUUUGUGUCACGAGGAAACGUUCGGAUGAAGUCGAAGCGAGAAGGGUUGGACCGUGGAAUAACAUUGGAUAUUCCUCAUGUUCGUGGAUCGAGGAUUUGUCUCUUUUGAUAUUUUGGCGAUGGCUGCUCGGCAACGAUACGAUCGUGUGGGGAUUGCACUCUCCAUUUUGCUUUGUCUCUGUGAAUGGUCCGUUGCACAGAUAUCCUACUCUGUUUCCGAAGAGGUGGACAAAGGAACUGUAGUCGGGAACCUCGCCAAAGAUUUGAACCUCAAUCUCCAGCAAUUGAAAUCCAGGAAUCUUGAAAUACAUUCGGGUUACAAAAUUCUGUAUUUUCAGGCUGAUUUGAAUAGUGGAUUUCUAAAGGUUAACGAGAGGAUAGACCGAGAGGAGCUUUGUCCUAACACGGUAAAGUGCUCUUUAAACGUAGAGGCCAUGUUGAGUCAACCGCGAGAUCUUCGCAGAAUAGUCAUUGAUAUUCUCGAUGUGAAUGAUAAUUUCCCAUCUUUUAUGGAGGAGGUUAAGAUAAUCGAAAUGCCCGAGUCGUCCUAUCCCGGGGAGAGAUAUCCUUUGCCUACUGCCCAUGACGCAGACACAGGCAGUAACUCAUUAAAGACUUACAAAUUGAGCCAAAAUGAACAUUUCUCAUUGGAUGUUCAAAGCAGCGAAGACGGUCUGUCUGCUGAGUUGGUGUUGCAGAAAUCAUUAGAUCGAGAGAAACAGGCCGUGAUCACACUAACUCUGACCGCUGUAGACGGUGGUAAACCUCCCAGAUCGGGGACAUUAGAAAUAAUGGUUAAUGUUAUGGAUGUAAAUGACAAUUCCCCUUUGUUCAGUCAAUCACUCUACAAAGCAAAGAUUGUUGAAAAUGCUGAAAUAGGAGCCACGUUAUUUACUCUCAGCGCUACUGACCUGGAUGACGGUGUUAAUAGUGAACUUGUCUACUCGUUUGCAGCGAAGGGGCGCGUAGAUCCCAGUGAUAAAUUCUCCCUCAACGAAGAGACCGGUGUUAUCACAGUAAAAUCAAUCAUUGACUUUGAAGAGAAACAAGCUUACGAUAUUCGCGUCCAAGCAAGAGAUAAAGGAACUCCUCCUCGUAUUGCUCAUGGCAAGAUUUUAGUCGAAGUUAUCGAUAUAAACGAUAAUACACCAGAAAUAGUUGUAUCAUCUCUCAUGAAUCAGGUUAAAGAAGAUGCUGAAUUAGGUACAGUCGUGGCUUUGGUGACUGUGACUGAUAGAGACGGAGGCAAAAAUGGACAUUCAAAUUGUAGAUUAACUGGCUCUGUGCCUUUCAAAUUGAAGUUAAACUAUGAUAAUUAUUAUUCUCUACUGGUUGACGGUGCACUUGAUAGAGAGAGCGUUUCUCAGUAUGAAGUCACUAUCAAUGCUACAGAUGAGGGGACUCCACCUCUCUCUAGUACCAAUGUGAUCACCGUCCACGUUUCUGAUGUCAAUGACAAUCCACCGCGUUUUCCUCAUCCGGUUAUAAAUGUUUAUGUAAAAGAAAACAGCCCGACUGAUCAAGUCAUUCAUACAGUAACCGCUACUGAUGCAGACGUAGGUGAAAAUGCAAAAUUAACGUACGCUAUAAUUAAUAACGUGUCAGUGCCUGUGAUAUCAAUGGUUAAUAUCAAUCCCGAUUCCGGCGAAAUAGUUUGCCUACAGUCUUUUAAUUAUGAAAAGAGAAAAACAUUUCAGUUCAAAGUUCAGACCACCGAUUCUGGAGUUCCUUCACUGAGCAGUAACGCCACUGUUAACGUUUUCAUACUGGAUGAGAAUGACAACAGUCCCGGGAUUUUAGCCCCCCAUUCUGAACACAGCUCCGUUAACAGUGAGAACAUUCCCUACUCUGCUGAAGCGGGAUACUUUGUGGCUAAAAUCAGGGCCGUAGACGCAGACUCUGGCUACAAUGCACUGCUUUCUUAUCACAUCUCUGAACCCAAAGGAACCAAUCUCUUUCGGAUAGGAACCAGCACCGGUGAAAUCAGGACUAAGAGAAGGAUGAGUGACAAUGAUCUGAAAACUCACCCAUUGGUGGUGUUGGUUUGUGAUAACGGGGAGCCCUCCCUGACAACUACUGUGUCUAUUGAUGUCGUUGUGGUUGAAAACACAGGAGACCUUGAGACUCAGUUCAGACACGUGCCGCUAAAGGAGGACAGCUUCUCUGCUUUAAACCUGUAUUUGCUGAUCGCCAUUGCGUCGGUGUCAGUGAUCUUUCUACUGAGUCUCAUCAGUUUAAUAGCAGUCAAAUGCCACCGGACAGACAACAGUUUCAGCAGGUACAGCGCCCCAACGAUCACCACCCACCCUGACGGGAGCUGGUCUUACUCUAAAUCUACUCAGCAGUAUGACGUGUGUUUCAGCUCAGACACACUGAAGAGUGACGUAGUAGUGUUCCCUCCUCAAUUCCCGCCUGUUGAUGGAGAACUGAUCAGUAUAAACGGAGGAGACACUUUAAACAGGACUCAGACUUUGCCCAAUCACGAGAAGGUAUGUUAAGUGCUAAUCAGCCACAUUUUUAAUUUCAUUUAAAAGAUUAAAUAUAAUGUAUUUGUCCUGUCCUUGCAAUGUUAUAUUGCUUUUGUGAUGCCACUUUGAGGACCAAGUAGAGGGAUUCUGUGACGUAAUAUUACGUCCUGAUCAAGAAACAUCCUGCAUUUAUUUUGCUUGCUGUCUGAAAGAAUUGUUGCUUUUAGCCUGUGACGUUUGGAUAACAAAAAAAUAUUUUCUGUAAUGGUAGGCUUUGAUGGAUGUCUAGUUUGGGUUAGCAUAUAUGCUUUUCAUUAUCCCGUUUUGCUCAAUGCAAAACAAUUCCCGCCUGUUGAUGGAGAACUGAUCAGUAUUAACGGAGGAGACUUUAAGCAGAACUCUGACUUUACCAAAUACAGAGAAGUUAAGAGACAUAAACGUUAAUGUUUGAUUAUGCUGGUAAUUUGCACUUACCUUUGUAUUGGAUCAUCCUCAUCUAAAAUUUCGUUAUGCUCUCCGUGGUGCUGAAUAAUACUUUGAAGACUUGGCUGUGGGUCAAAUGUAGCUCAUUCUUAUAUCUAUUCUGUUUGAUAAUAAGAAGUGUAGCCUACUGCACGCAAACAAAUAUAAUUGGUUUCAUAUUAUUGAAUGUACUGCAUUAUUAGCAUGCGCUACUGUUGCAAUUUU
This is a messenger RNA of Gadus morhua (Atlantic cod), 3191 nucleotides long. Its product is annotated as protocadherin alpha-2-like. Gene Ontology annotation, cellular component: plasma membrane. Bases 114 to 2534 code for a protein of 806 amino acids. Gene Ontology annotation, molecular function: calcium ion binding. NCBI's taxonomy places the organism in Eukaryota, Metazoa, Chordata, Actinopteri, Gadiformes, Gadidae. The transcript has a single exon. The record is from RefSeq and is a predicted model, not a curated record. Gene Ontology annotation, biological process: homophilic cell-cell adhesion.